AUGUAUGAUCUCAAUGUGGUUUGGCCAUCUCAGGAGUAUACCGCUCCCACCCCAGCACAGUUGGAAAACUUGUACAACACUAUAUCAAUGCUUCAUUCCUUCGGGUAUAAUUAUCUUGCUAUCAACUUCAUAGUUCCAGAGAGUGUGAAGCUUCCGCAAAGCAAAGCGCAGGCGCUCAACCCCAUUCCCAUGGCUGAUCUUCGACACCGGUUCAGAGGCUUCCCGAAAUUAAGGUUAUUCUCUAGAAUUACGCUCGUUCUUUCUGACCCGGCCAAAUGUCAGAGUGUUCUGAAGAUCAACAAUACUGGCGCUUUUGAUAUUGUGGCCGUUCAGCCCAUGACGGAGAAGUCGCUUCAACUUACUACUGCCAACCUCGACAUCGACUUGAUUUCUUUGCCAAUGGCAACAAGAUGGCCGUUUUUCUUGAAACACAAAACUGUAGGUCAAGCUUUGAGCAAAGGUAUCAAAUUUGAGCUCUGCUACAGCGGUCUCAUCGGGGGCCCUGCUGGAUACCAGAGCGCUUCUGCUUUAGGUGUUACUGGAAAAAUCAGCCGCAAACAGUUCCUCUCAAACUCGUUGCAAUUGAUCAGAGCUUCUCGUUCACAAGGCUUGGUGUUAUCUAGUGGUGCAGCCGAGCCCAUGAACGUGCGUAAUCAUGUUGAUAUUCUCGCAAUAUUCAGUCAAUUAGACCUCCGGACCUCCAAUUGCAAAGAGGGGUUCAUGAAGAACCCUGAGGCUGUCUUAAUCAAGGGAAGACUACGAAUCACAUCCAACAAGCAAACUGUUAUGCUCGGUGGCCAUAGCGCUGACGGUGAAACACGGGGCUCCAUAAUGCUUGAAGGUGAGGCAUCAAAUGCAUUGAAAUCGUACAAGCGAAAGCGCGAGGAUGGAGAAGAGAACGCAAAAAAACAAAAUCUACAAUAG
Australozyma saopauloensis is the source of this 924-nucleotide messenger RNA. RefSeq names its product RNA-binding RNA processing protein (gene RPP1). The coding region runs from base 1 to 924 and encodes 307 amino acids. Gene Ontology annotation, biological process: tRNA processing. The transcript has a single exon. Gene Ontology annotation, molecular function: RNA binding. The record is from RefSeq and is a predicted model, not a curated record. Gene Ontology annotation, cellular component: nucleolar ribonuclease P complex. NCBI's taxonomy places the organism in Eukaryota, Fungi, Ascomycota, Pichiomycetes, Serinales, Metschnikowiaceae.